Molecule: messenger RNA, 2532 nt
Organism: Talaromyces proteolyticus
Lineage: Eukaryota; Fungi; Ascomycota; Eurotiomycetes; Eurotiales; Trichocomaceae
Product: putative nucleolar RNA methyltransferase
Exons: 1
Coding region: 71-2350 (759 amino acids)
Biological process (GO): maturation of LSU-rRNA; rRNA base methylation
Cellular component (GO): nucleolus
Molecular function (GO): rRNA (cytosine-C5-)-methyltransferase activity; RNA binding
Source: RefSeq, a predicted model, not a curated record
CCGAUAUCUGCGUUCAACACCAACACACCAAUAACAAAUCGGGCGAGCCAACUCGUCAGAAAUUGCAAAUAUGGGUGUCGGUCGCCGUAUGAAAAAGCAGGGGCCUCCUCCUCCAUUGGACGAGGCUACUAUCUCAAUGAUCAAGAAGCGAAAAGCCGCUGAGGCCGACGCUAAAGCAGAGGGCGGAAAAAAGCGUCGGAAAGCAGAAGUCGAGCCGGCCCAAGGAAACAAAAAGCUCAAGACCAAGGUCAAUGGUGCGGCUGUAAAUGGCAAGGAGAAGAAACUCAAUGGCGCUUCCGUGCCUGCGAAGGUUUCGAAAGCUGAAAAGAAAAAGAAGACUGUGCAAAAGCCAAUAGUACCCGAACCUGAAUCAGAAGAUGAGGAUGACGAUGGCUGGGGAAGCGGUAGUGCGCCUGACUUGGACGACUUGAUGGCCGACGAAUUUGGUGAUCUGGAUGGAGUCAGCGAUGGAUCUGAGAAUAGUAUGUUGGAGAAGGAUGAUGAUGAUGAAGACGAUAAUGUGGAGAAAUUCGACGAGGGAUCUGUAUUUGACUCCGACGAGGAAGACCACCCUCGCGAAAAAAUGUUUUCAGACGAUGACGAGUCUGAUGCGGAGGAAAAGCUUACAGCAGCAAACAUCGAGGGCCUUUCACGAAAGCUUGACGAACAGCGCGAAUUAGAGGAGGAAGAAGCAAGGCAGGAAAUGCAGGACUCGGCGAUGCAAACUAACAUUGCUGGCGAGCGUCCUGAUAUAUUUGGUGAUGUCGACUCGGCCGCCAAGGCAGGAGUUGCUCCCAGCAUGCAACUUCUCCGGACAAGAAUCACGGAUACCCUUCGAGUGCUUGGUGACAUGAAAUCCCUCGGCCAGCCCGAUAAGUCCCGAGCAGACUACAUGCAGCUUCUCCUAGACGACUUUUGCACAUAUUACGGAUAUAACUCACAUUUGGCUGAGAAGCUGAUGUCGCUGUUCACCCCCAUGGAAGCAUUCGCCUUUUUCGAAGCAAAUGAGGCACCCCGUCCUGUAGUCAUCCGUACCAACACCCUGCGCACCAAUCGACGUACUCUUGCUCAAGCCUUGAUAAAUAGAGGUGUUGUCUUGGAACCAGUUGGGAAGUGGUCAAAGGUUGGCUUGCAGGUCUUCGAGUCGGCAGUUCCUCUCGGUGCUACACCUGAAUACCUCGCUGGCCAUUACAUUCUACAAGCCGCAUCAUCCUUCUUGCCCGUCAUGGCUCUCGCUCCCCAGCCUGGUGAACGCAUUCUCGAUAUGGCUUCGGCUCCAGGUGGUAAAACCACAUACAUCUCCGCUCUCAUGCGCAAUACCGGUGUUGUCCUAGCCAAUGAUGCUAGUAAGCCUCGUGCUAAGGGUCUGAUUGGUAACAUUCAUCGUCUCGGGUGCCAGAACGUGAUUGUGUGCAAUUACGAUGCUCGGGAAGCUUUCCCUAAAAUUCUUGGAGGAUUCGAUCGCAUUCUUCUUGACGCUCCCUGCACCGGAACAGGAGUUAUUUCCAAAGACCCUAGCGUCAAAACGAACAAAACUGAGCGCGAUUUCCUCGCUAUCCCGCACAUGCAGAAACAGCUUCUUCUCGCAGCCAUCGACUCGACAGAUCAUCACUCCAAGACUGGAGGCUACAUUGUAUAUUCCACAUGCAGUGUUACCGUCGAAGAGAACGAGCAAGUUGUGCAAUACGUUCUGCGUAAACGCCCGAAUGUUAAACUCGUGGACACUGGUCUAGGUAGCUUUGGGUCUGAAGGAUUCAUAAGCUACAUGGGCAAGAAAUUCGACGAGAAGAUGCGUCUAACCAGGCGUUACUUCCCUCACCGAGAGAACGUGGAUGGCUUUUUCGUUUGCAAGUUGAAGAAGACUGGUCCUAGCCCUGCUGGAAAGACUGAUAAUGCAGUGGCGAAUGGGGCUGCUACGAAUGGCUCAAAGGCGGACUCGACAAAUGCUGGCGAGAGUGAGGAAGAAGUUAUUGACAAGACGCCUAUAACAGACGAAGAUGGCCUUCUUGGCGAGGAAGAUAAUUUCGGCCCUUUCAACGAAGAUGAAGACGCUGAGCUUAUCGCUCGCGGUGAGCGCAAUCGCCUGAGGAGAAAGGGUCUCAACCCUAAGGCGGUGCUUGGAAAACAAACAAAAAAAGCUGACAAAAGGGAUGAUCAAGCUCCUUCUGCUUCUGCAAAAGAGGAUGGCUCUGCCGAAGAAGCGAAAUCUACAGUAAAGAACUCGAAGAAGAGCAAGAAAGAAAAGGAGAAAAAUAAAACAGAUUCCCAACCAACACAGUCCAAUUCGGAACCUUCUACGUCAAGUCCAGGAUCAAAGAAAGCCAAGAAGGGCAAGAAAGGGCCGAAAUAGACGAGGACAGCUAUUGAGGUUAUAGACAAUUAGCAACGUUAAUUUAACCCGUCUUGAUCACUUCGUCUUCUAUGUUUUUGUGGCAUUGAACUGGGCGUUUUGUUUUGUGAAAAGUUAUUUUAUUGUAUAUUUUGUGGCUAGAUACUUUAUAUGCAAAGCAUGCAUCAAUUGAUAAAUUGACA